AUGAGUGAUAAAAGCCUGAUACAAUGGGUUGGCGAUCAGCUCCACGAACUGGUGGGCAUUAGCGAGCGGCUUAUAGUACAAUUCUUGGUUGAUAUGGCAACGUCCGCAAAGACUCCGGAAUGGCUGUUAAAACAGUUAAUAGAGUCAGAGUCACUACCGGACAAUGAAAAGGCUAAAGUGUUCACCAAUGAACUAUUCAAG
Messenger RNA from Sphaeroforma arctica JP610, 201 nucleotides. RefSeq lists its product as hypothetical. NCBI's taxonomy places the organism in Eukaryota, Ichthyosporea, Ichthyophonida. The transcript has a single exon. The record is from RefSeq and is a predicted model, not a curated record. The annotation marks the transcript as partial.